Salvia hispanica is the source of this 756-nucleotide messenger RNA. Its product is annotated as FCS-Like Zinc finger 3-like. The record is from RefSeq and is a predicted model, not a curated record. NCBI's taxonomy places the organism in Eukaryota, Viridiplantae, Streptophyta, Magnoliopsida, Lamiales, Lamiaceae.
UACCAUCUCUCCUCCCACAUUUCACACCAACAAGCAACGCCACCGCCAAUUCCGCCGCCGAGCAGCUGACAAAGAUGAGGCCGUCCGCUUCUCACUACAACCAGCCCCAUUUUCUCGAUUCCUGCACUCUCUGCCAGAAACAUCUCAGCCACAACAGCGACAUCUACAUGUACAGAGGAAACGCACCGUUUUGUAGCCAGGAAUGCCGGCAAGAGCAGAUUGAGAUGGACGAGGCGAAGGAGAAGAGAUGGAAAAUCUCAUCUUCGAAGAGAUCUAGCAGUGUUAGGCAAAGCAAGGAUUCAACUACGGAGGAAUCCGAUACCAACAAAGCCGUUAGAACUGGAACAGUCGCUGUAGCCUAAACCCAAGAUUUAUAAAUACAUUCAAAUCUCCCAACGCAAAAACGAGUAUAAUAAAGGGGAAAUCAAAAAAAAAAAGGGAAACGUAUUGAUAUUUCUCUCGAAAUUCAUGAUGAUGAAAGGUGUUUUGAGAAUUAAGAGAUGGAGUUUGAUCUGUAAAGGAAAGAAGGUGGGGCAGAGGAUGAAGAAGGAGAAGAUCCUGCUAUACAAUUUUGAUUUAUUUUUUUUUUCCUUUUCUUUUCGUUUCUGUAACGUUUUCUUGCUUUUUUUUUUUUUUUUUUUUUUUUUUUUUUUUUUUUUUUUCUUGAAUCAAAUACAUUUUGAUGUCUAUAUGAUGAAGUCAUGAAGGUCCUUUCAUUAUGAUUCUAUGAAAUAUUAUAAAUCUUCGUUAAUUCAA